Messenger RNA from Aureococcus anophagefferens, 1686 nucleotides. RefSeq lists its product as hypothetical. The transcript has a single exon. Bases 1 to 1686 code for a protein of 561 amino acids. Gene Ontology annotation, biological process: regulation of autophagosome maturation; endosome to lysosome transport; endosomal transport. Lineage: Eukaryota; Pelagophyceae; Pelagomonadales; Pelagomonadaceae. The record is from RefSeq and is a predicted model, not a curated record. Gene Ontology annotation, cellular component: endolysosome membrane; late endosome.
AUGGUGGACUACAGCCUCAAGGACCUCGCGAGCACCUGCAGCCGCCUCGAGGCCAUCUACCGGAACCGCGUCUGCGCGCCGGCGCCGCGCGCCCCGCCGCGCGACGACUGGGAGGGCCGCGCCGUCGAGCUCAUCCGCGCGCUCGCCGAGAUGAUCAUCUACGGCGAGCGCCACUCGGAGGCGUUCUUCGAGUACUUCGUCGAGAAGCAGAUGAUGGGCCUGCUCGUCGCGCUGGCGACGGCGGCGGCGCCGCGGCUGCGCAUCCAGGUGCAGGUGUUGCAGACCGUGGCGAUCCUCGUGCAGAACGUGCGCCACAAGACGUCGCUCUACCUGCUGCUGUCGUCGAACUACGUGAACGCGCUCCUGGGGCACGGGCCCUUCCGGCGCCGGUCCUGCGACGAGGAGCUGUUCGCCCACUUCGUGAGCUUGCUGAAGACGCUGAGCCUGCGGCUCGACGCGAUGACGGCCCAGUUCUUCGUCGACGACUCCGCGACGCGGUUUCCCCUGCAUCAGGCGGCCGUCGCGUGCGCGCGGGCUGGCGCGGACGGGAUGGCGCGCACGGCGGCGCUGACGACGCUGCUCAACGUCUGGCGCGUCGACGACGACCACGUGCGGCGGUGCGUGAACCGCGAGGAGUCCGUGACCGCGGUCUGCGACGCCGUCGUCGGCGUCUUGGUCGAGGAAUUCGGCGCUUUGGCGGUCAAAGCGACCAAGGGCCCCGCGGGCCACCUCGACGGCGCGGCGACGGCCUUGGAGGAUCUCUUCUUCUACGCGCAGGACGUCUUCGACCUGGGCGACGCGCACGGGCCGCUGGCCGCGGCGCUCGAGACGUGCGUCGUCGACCACUUUUUGGAAUUUCUGGCCGCGACGGGCGUCGACGGCGUCGCGGGCGAGCGCGAGCGCGCGGCGGCCUUCUACGUCUUCGCCCUCUUCUUCCGGUCCGUGACGCGCCCCACCGCCGUCGUCGCGGCGCUCGACAUAUUCUUGGCCAAGGCGGCCGCGGCGCUCGCCGGCGGCGAUUGCGUCGCCGCGAACGCGUGCCUCUGCCUCCAGGCGGCGCUCGCGGCCGCGCCCGCGGCUGCCCUCACGCGCCGGGGGCUGCCGGACGCCGCGGGGACGGCCGCGGCGCUCCUCGCGGACCUCACGACGGCGCCGCCGCCGCCCGCGGCGCUCUUCGACGACGCGUCGCCGCCGCCGCCGCCGCCGGACGGCGCCGCGGUCGCCGACGCGGCGCCGCCGCUCGCCGCGGCGCUCCUGGCGUUCCUGGCCACCGCGGGCGACCGCCGCGUCGCCGCGACGCGCGUCGCCGCGGAGACGCUCGCGCUCCUGGCGCCGGGCGCGGACGUGACGCACGCGCGGCGCCACGCCGCGGCGGCGCUGGCCGCGGCGCUCGCGGACGACGACGCCGUCGACGACGCCGUCGAGGCCGAGCUCCGGAGCGCGCCGCCCGCCGGCGCGCCGGCGCGGCUCCGGGGCCUGGGCGCGGCGCUCCUCGCCGCGGGCGGCGACGACGCGGCGCCGCGCGAGUCGCUCGACGCGCCGCGCCGCGCGGCGGCGGCCGUCCGCGCGCUGCGCGCCCUCUACGACCGGGGCCAGACCCCCGUCGCGCCCGCGUCGCCGCCGGCGGACGAGGCGGGGACGGGCUCGACGGGGACGCUCGAUUUGUUCGGGCGGCACUGCAAUUGA